GUUAAUUCAAUUUGGAGGCGGAUGCUGAGUUUCAGCCAACCCACCCACACACUCACACGCUCACACACACAUUCACACACACUCACACAUACAUAGAGAGAGAGAGAGAGAGAGAGAGAAACAUGCAUCAUCUACAUUAUCACCACUACCACGAUGACUUUAUAAACACAUAUUAAUUGUCAUGGUAACCCCAGCAAGAAAACAGAUGGAUCAAACCAAGUGAUAACAAAACAUAGAGACAGCCAAACACCCACCAUAGGUUUAAAACGUUAAAGUCUUUCCAAUCCCCCCAGAGGGAGGAAAAGAGAGGUGAUAUGAUGGAGAGACUUCCAAUCACAUGUUGCUCCAAGCCUUUAUUUCACUCUCCUGGUGUUACAGUACAUGUCAUUUAAUCUGAUCCCUGGCUAUUAAAUAGGGUACCUGAACAGUUCCUCUCUUGUCAUCGAUGUCAGGGAAGGCUGGAGUGAGUGGGUGGUGCUGAAGCUUUGCAUGCAUAGGGGAUGGGAAGGGGGGAUAUUUAUUAGAAGGACUGGACCCUCUGUCUCAACCCCUCUCUCUCUCUCUCUCUCAAAGCCCUCCAACUCCAGCAGCCACAGGGAGGAGGAGGGGGAAGAGGAGGAGGAGGAGACAAUAAAUGAAACCGUUUUUUGUAACCACAUGUUGCUGUGCUUGAUUGAACUGCUGCAGCAGGUCCUACCUACCUUCCUUUUCUUUGCAUUGUACAUCUAACUAACAAUGUGGCUGCUGCAUCUGUAGUUUCUGCCACCUGUGGCAGCACUCCUAUUCCCUCUACGCCACAGAGAGAGAACAAAAAAGAAGAGCUCAGAGAGGUCGGAGAGGAGGAGGAUAUCUUUCAUGGUAAGUGGACUUCUGACAGAGAGAGAUCCUCGCUGCAUACCCAGUUGACACAAAUGAAAGGUAAGAUAAUCAGGCUGAUACUGUGAUCAUAUCAGAUGCAUUUUAAUGCCGCAGUGUGUCUCUCUGAUCAUGCAUGUUUAAACAUCACUGUCAUUUGUUCAGAAUGAGGGAAAAGGUCAGCCAGAUGAUGAUUAAAACUGCCAAUUGAUGCAUCUUGAUUUGCACUGUUAACAGAUAUAAAGACACCGUGUUUCAACAGGUGGUUACCACAGCAUCUGCUCUCUGUUUUGACACUAAUGAGAGCAAAGAAGUGUGGCAAUGCUGGUAGAAAAUGUUGAGAGUUAAUGGUUUGGUGGUGUUUUAGCAAACCCUGAGGGAGGUAGGGUGAUUCAUAUGACUGAGCCAACCAGGAGAAAAGCACCGUGGGACUGACACUAUUAACAUUAAUUACUAUAAGCUGAAAGACUGUAAAGAAAAAGGAUGCACUCACUCACCAUGCAGUUCACUGAAAUUUAGUUUUAUUUUCUUAUCACCUUUUAUAUGAGACAGAUCUCUAAUUUCACAUGAAUUAGUAAUUAUUUAAGGAUGCUCAGGGUCUGUAUCUCAUCACUUUUGUCAGCAUAUGGAUAUUUUGCAGUCCAGCUGUGCUUGAAUUUUUAUGUUAAGUCUUUCUUUAUUUACAUUUAAGGCUUUAUAUUUCCACUGAGGGACAAAGGGGAUGUGUUCAUCAGUUUGCUUUGCAAUCUGUGGUUGACUGGACACAUGAUGGCACUGUUGAGACAGACAACAAAAUAGCCUGUAAUUGCAUCUGAAUGACCUUUUCCUCACCAUAAAUAACCAUGUGGUGCCUAAAACGCCGGUUCUGACUAUUAGAGGGACUGAUCGAAUUUGUUAUUGACCCUGAUGUAGCCGGGGAAUAUGAGUGAGAGAGUUGUCUCAUCUUGUCUGUGCAACCUGUUUGAAUUUAUCCAAGAGAAUAUGAUUUUGUGGAUUGCAGAAGAAAGAGACCGCCCGGUGUUUUCAUUCCAAUCAGUCACUGUAUCACAAUUAAAGGCACACUUUGGAGCCGUUACUGGUCAGCGCAGGCAAGCAGGCAAGCAGGCAAGCAAGCAAGCAAGCAAGCAGAGCUGUCUCUAUGGAAAUUGCUUUCGUCAUAACACUUCCUAUCAAGCCUGUGCUGGGGCUCUGGUCGUGCCGCACACACAGACCCUUGAUAGCACAUAACCAAGAUUGUUGGUGGAGGAGAUGACAUUAAUAAUAAAGCACGGCCCCGAAGCGACAGAUAAUUUUAUUGUAUAUAUUACAUAGUUAGCGAUGCUGCUUUUUACCUCGAGCAUUUUAAAUGUGUCUUAAGUUUCUUUUUUCCCCCUCACUAUGACACUGAGUAUUGAUUUUCUAUCCUAUUAUAUUAGUGGUUGGUGUGUUGUAAUGAUAAUACCACCCUAAAUUUGUUUUAUUGCUGUGACGUUUAUCUCAAAUCCUCAAGGGACCAGUGUCACCCAUCCUUAGGCUCCUGGUUUUCCAUUAUAUCCUUGAAGAUUAUUGAUGUUGGAAAACCUAUAAAACCCGACGUACUGAACUGACAUCUAAAUAACAGCUUUCAUGUAGUUUUGGAGUCAGUAAUGAGACCCUGCAGUGUGUUUGAUGUUAUUGCUGGGUAAUGAAAAGAAGCAAAACAUAGGGGACAUAACGUUAUCUGACGAGUUUUUUCUUUGAACUUUUUUUUUUUUUUUUUUUUUUACAUGUUUCUGGCAAUGAACCAGAAUCCUAAAACCAGCACCAUGCCUGGACUCAUUAACAAGGAGAACCGGAGCGCUCUGCCCCUCAGUGUCUCUGACAUCACUUCCUGUGUCAGAGGUUAUACUCUGGCCCUGACGGCUUCUAUGACCUAUGAAAAUAUUGAGGAUCAUGCAAUCGAGGGCAUAUUUAUUUAUCCACUGGAGGAAAAUUCCAUUGUUGUGGGGUUUGAGGCGAUGAUAUCCAGUCAGAUUAUAACACUGCAAAUCAAAGACAAGGCAAAAAUUGACGACUGUUAUCUGGAUUUCUGCAACACAUCUAAUGGAGGCCUCCAGAGUGGCAGCGGACAAAUAGUGAUGGAUGAGGAUUUGGAGAGAACAGUGUUAGUGGUUAACCUUGGGAUCAUCCCUCCUAUGGAGACGGUCCAUAUUCUGGUCAGUACAUCCUCUGAGCUCUCCACCCUGCCCAGUGGGGGCAUCAGGGUCUCAUCCCCACCGGUGUGUACACCUCGGGUACAGAGGACCAUCAACGAGGAGCAGGGAAUAUCCCCAAACUUCUCCAGAACGCGGGACAGGCAUUCCUGUGCCUCCAGUCCUCAUGAUCAGCCUCCCAACUCCCCUCAGCUGUGUUUGGCCUCACUGCUUGAGGAGGAGGCAAUCAACUCCAUGGACUACGAGUUUAACUUCCAGCUAGAGAUACGUGCUCCCUAUCUCCUCGCAGGUGUGGAGAGCCCGUCUCAUGCCAUCCGAGCUGAUGCAGACCCUCUGGCUCGCUCUGCAACCAGCGUCGUCAUCACUCUGGCUGACAAGUACACUUAUGACUGUCCUGUUAAAAUCCUCAUCUACCCCAGUGAGCCUCAUCUGCCACAUGUGCUCAUUGAGAACGGAGACAUGACGCAGGAGGACUAUGAUGAGUAUCUUCACGGUCGGAGCGAUUUCAUCAAGGCCACUAAGAAGGACUCGAGCAAUGAGAGGAAAGUAGAUAUCAUUCACAGGCGACUCCAUAAAGACAUCCUCCACAACCCUGUGGUCAUGUUGAACUUCUGUCCUGACCUCAAGUCUAUCAGCUCAGAUCUGAGGAAGGUGCACGGCGAGUUCGUCUUCCUCAUUGACCGCAGCGGCAGCAUGAGUGGGGUCAAUAUCAACCGUGUAAAGGAUGCCAUGGUGGUGAUUCUCAAGAGCCUUGUGCCAGGCUGCCUUUUCAACAUAAUAGGCUUUGGCUCUACAUUUAAAUCACUAUUCACAACCAGCCAGAGCUACGAGGAGGAAGCUUUGGCUCUGGCUUGUGAGUAUGUCAGGAAGAUCAGAGCCGACAUGGGGGGGACCAACAUCCUGGCACCGCUUAACUGGAUCCUGAGGCAGCCGAUGUUCAGCGGACACCCCCGCCUGCUUUUCCUGCUCACCGACGGGGCCGUCAGCAACACAGGCAGGGUUAUCGAGCUUGUCCGCAGCCAUGCACGCUACAUCAGAUGUUUUACAUUUGGCAUAGGACAGAAUGCUUGCAGGAGGCUGGUGCAAGGACUGGCAACAGUUUCCAAAGGAACAGCAGAGUUUCUGGCCGACGGCGAGAGGCUGCAACCUAAGAUGAUAAAGUCCCUGAAGAAAACCAUGUCUCCAGUGCUAAGCGACAUCUCCAUCGAGUGGCUCUUUCCUGAGACCAAAGAGGUGCUGCUCUCCCCUGUGGGCAACACCUUCCUGUUUCCAGGGGACAGUCUGAUUGGCUACAGUGUGGUUUGCGACACCACCCGUUACCAUGCCAACCCCAAAUCUGAUAAAAGGAGGCGAUACAGCAUGAUGCGCUCCAUUGAGUCAGCCAGCUCAGUGUUUUAUCACUCUCAAGAAGAGGAUUCGAUGAAGACAGGUGUGGAUGUUUCGGGGUCUUACAGGGAAGCACCCUCUGGUGCUCUGUAUGACUCCUACCAGGACUCUGUGACAGACAGCAGCCCUGUCACCACAGAGCAAGACACUAUGGGGUUGGAUAGCAAGACAUCCCCAAGAAGGCGUGCAUACAGUACCAACCAGAUAAUAGACUUCAACCCAGCGAAGAAGGUCUACACUCCCAGUGACCCCAGCUCUGUGGUGACCAAGAAUCCCCUGAGGAGAGCCAAAGUCCAGGAACUGAUUGGCCAGAUGAGCCCUGAACAUGAGGCGCAGUGGAAGAACGACUACCAGCCACAGCUGGCAAGCCUGUGUGCCACAUCUUCCAGAGGGCGUCCUGCCAGCUGUCACAGGCUGGUCCCUCAGCAGGAGGCGCUUCUGCAACAGGAAGCCGACUCAGAGCUUCAUUUGCAUCCCCAGCCUCAGGACAACCCUCUGCCCAGCAGCAGCGUGCCGCCUGCAGCUCGCAACACCGCUGGGGAAGACGGAUCCAGAUCCUCCACGGACAGCCCAUCUGUUGGCAGCGUCGGAGAUACAGAUGGAUACGGCCACCAGUUAUGUCAGGCAGAAACUCCACAGGAGUCCAAAACUUCAGAUCUGGGUGCUGCCAGCCAGCAAAAAGGCGACUGCAAGGCUGUGGUGUCCGGACUGCUGUGUGGGAAACCGGUGAAGUGGGAGGUGGUCUUUGAUGUCGAGCCCUUCCUCAACGGCCGGGAACGUGAGGAGAAGGUUCACGAGGAACUGUGGAACGAGACCUUCCACCACCUGGCUGGACGCUCCAUCAUACAUGACUUUGAGCACAUGGCGGAUAAGGAGUGUGAGAUUGAGCAUGGCUCUGGCAGGAAAUACCAACUAUACGCUAUUCACACCAGCAAGGCCUGCAAUAUACUGAGCAAACACACAGCGUUUGUUCCCAUUGACCUGGACACUAAUGAAUAUUUGCAGACAUGUAUUGAAUACAUAAACCCCGGUGAAGGUCUGAAGAGGGGCUCACACUCGAGCUCUCGCUCAGGAAGCAGGAAGAACAGAGGUUACUCCGUUGGACUGGGUCGCUCUCAGUCUGGCGGCAUGACGGAGGAAGCUGAAGAUGUCCUGCUGCCCAACAGUGGAGAAGACGGAGUCUCUCCCUGCAGCACGCCCUCUUCCUCCGGCUGGGACAGAUGUAACUUCACAGAGGGUAAGAGCAGCAAAUCAACCGUUUUCCAGAGGAGUCCGUCUGUGACUUCUGACCAAUCACAGAAAUCAGUGGAGAGCCUUUUUUCUGCCAGGUUGGCCCUCAGCAGGACUCGUCUCCUGACUCGGGCUGCCAAAGGAUUCAUGUGUCGAUCUCACAGCAAGUCCGGUGAUUCAAUUGGAGAGAGUGACAACGAGAACAAAGACUACAUUCCUCUGGUGUUGUUGCAGUUGGCCAGUGGUGCAUUUCUCCUGGACAUAGCUCUGUGUGAUGCCAUUAAUGUGCCCAUUAACAAGCUGAAGUGGACAUCCCCCUUCACCAGCCACCGCAGCAGCCUGGGCCACCUGUCUCACUCCAGCACCCGGCGUGCUGAGAGUGCUGAUGAUGGACGUAGAUCACCAUGUGAACCAGAAACAUAUCAACAACCUGCAGAGCACACUGUAGGUAUCCACAGCCCUUCUCAUCUGUCCAGGAGCGCCUGGGCGGAUGCUGGCCCUUCCUCGCUGGGCAGUCCAUCCACUGCUGCUGAGCCUCCGCUCUCCCCGAACUCCCAGGCGGACAGCGGACGGAGCUCUGGGUCCGGAGGCUUGGAAACUGCAUCGCCUGGCGGUGUGCUAAAGAGGAUGCUAGAUCCGGAGAGCAUGGUGUGGGCCACAGCUGUGGCUCUUGCCUGGCUGGAGCACAGCUCUGCCAGUUAUUUCAUAGAGUGGGAACUGGUUGCCGCCAAAGCCAGCAUGUGGUUGAGUGCGCAGGACAUCCCAGAGGGCCGGGAUUUGGCCUCCGUCAAGGCUGCUGCCAACCAGCUCUUCAUCAUCCUCAGACACUGGGAUGAAAACCUGCAACUGAACAUGCUCUGUUACAACCCUAACAGUGUCUGAGGCCUGCUAGUGUGAUACAGAUCACUGAAGGUACUUAACCCCAUAUGAUACUAUGCUAACUGAGACUGUACUAUUCUCUGUUCAGCAGUAUGUCCUCUGAAGUCUGAUCUGGUUGUUGCAGUUGUGAACAAUGUGUAUUUUUUUUUUUCGUGUGCUACUCCUCUAAACAUAUCACAGGCUCUUCAGAGGCACUAUGUGCAAGCUAUUACCUCGCUGGUGCCAUAUACUGUAGCUGGAUCCUUGUUAGCAAGGGAUCUAAGUUAUGCCACAGAUUUGAGUUUCAUGGAGAAGAAUGUUAGUGUUAAUUUAGUAGCAUGCUGGACCACUGAUCAUCCCCAUCUGAGAAAAGCUCUUAUUGUCAUCAUAUUGAUGUUAUGGGGGGAAUGCUGCAAAACUGUUCCAUUGAUUGACACAUACUGUUUUUAGAUCUUUACAGCCUUUUCUGGAUUGAUUGUAUUGUGUAUAUGUUACAUGAAAACAACUGGGUACUUGCUAGCAGUAUUGCCAGUCUUUUCUAAUGCCUGUUAUCAUUACAGUGUUAUUAAUAUUUCUCAUUUUUGCAGUUUGAUUAUAGCAGAAACAGAAAAAUAUGCAAAAAGCUAAAGAUAACAUAUGGAUUUGGUUUAAAAAAUAUGUGGCUUGGGUGGGAAUCUAUGAAUGCGUAUCCCACUGACAUAUUAUUUACUGUUUAUUAUUUAAUGAUACAUACACAGUACAUAUUUUUUCACUUAUCUGAGUAUACCUGUCUUAUAGUAGAGGUUUUGAUCAUGCAUUAGUUUUUGGGUUCAGCAAGAAUAACAUAGACCAGGAGCUGGUUGGGCCAGCUAUUCGUAAGUUCAAACUUUACCAAGUUAGAAGUGUUUAGUAAGAGGAGAUUUAUCUGUUACUCCUUUAAAACAGGUUGCACCACACAAACUAUUUCUUACACACAUUAGUGAUUACUAAAUAUUAAAAACCAGUAACUGCCAGUUGUUAACCGUUUUAUAGCUAACUGAACUGUCUGACAAAGUUAACAUUUGCUUGCUACUAUAUUAAAAACCAAUAGACAAAGUUAAUGUUAGCUUGCUAAUAUAUUGCCAACCGACUGACAAACCUAAUGUUAGCUUGCUAAUAUAUUACCAACUGACAAAGUCAAUGUUAGUGUGUUAAUAUACUAUCAACCACUGACAAAGUUAACGUUAGGUUGCUAAUAUACUACCAACCAACUGACAAA
Molecule: messenger RNA, 7737 nt
Organism: Thunnus maccoyii (southern bluefin tuna)
Lineage: Eukaryota; Metazoa; Chordata; Actinopteri; Scombriformes; Scombridae
Gene: vwa5b1
Product: von Willebrand factor A domain containing 5B1
Exons: 21
Coding region: 2601-6524 (1307 amino acids)
Source: RefSeq, a predicted model, not a curated record